AAGCAAGGAAAAGCGUGUGAAGCAGCCAUCCUGUCCUACCUUGCGUGAGGAAUGGAUGCUACUCAGAUGAUCAAUGACUCAAUCUUGGAGUCAGAUGAGGAAGAAAAUGAAGAGGAGAAUGAAAAUAAAAGGGGGCGACCAUUGGCUAAAUUGUGCAUCUUAAAAAAUGCACACUUCCCUGAGACAGAGUUUCCCCUCUUUCUGGGAGAUAAUGUGCUGGGCCGUGACCCCUGCACCUGCACCCUGCCCUUGCCAGCACCCUCAGUAUCCAAGCAGCAUGCUACCAUCUGCAUUUCUGUCUACCGGAGAAGGGGUUGUCACCGUGAAGUGGAUACAGAGGCUUUGGUUUGGGACCUUCAGAGCAUGAAUGGGACCCGAAAGGGCCGUAUAAAGCUGACACCUAAUGUACGCUAUGCCCUCAGUGAUGGUGACAGUUUGGUGGUGGCGGACAUCCCAUGUAAGUAUGUAAGCUGCGCUGUAGACACAGUCUCUUCUCAAGGGGACAUGAGGACUCCUGUGAGCAGAAAUACUAGUGUAAAGGCCAGGUUGCCAGAUGCCUCGGGGGAAAAGGGAGGUGACAAAAGCGCAGAGAGCAGGAAAUGUGUCAACGGAGGUGCGAAGGCUAGGGUGUCAUUAACGAAGACUCCUGUCAGAACCACUUGCCUGUCCUUUGAGCAAACUCCAACCCAGCCGCAGGGGACCCUGGUCCCAGAAUCUGACUCUGACUCAGAUGGAGAAAGAGGGGGAGGCAGAGACAGAAGGUGCAAGGGUCUAGUGUCCGAUUCUGACUCUCAGAAAUCUAGUCCCACUUGUUCAACAUUCUUGAGUCCCACGAACAAAGUCGUCCCUGAAAGUGAGGAUGAAAGUCCUAUUACACCAUCCUCUUCCACUAAAAAUAAACCUUACAGACAUGUCGGCUUCAGCAAGGAGGAGACAGAAGUAGAUGUGGGUGGACAGGUGCUGGAGGAGAAAAAGGCACUUGUGAUUGUGGACGAUAGUGAAGAGGAGGAAGAAAGAGCAGCACCUGAGAAAAGUGAACAACAUGUGCCAGUGAAACAUGAAAGCAACGUCAGUCUUAGGGGAGAAGAUGAAUUGCCCGUGCCUACACCAGCAGUCACCACAGAUGCAAUCCCUGCAUUUAACAUGGACAGUGACACUGAUUUGGAGGGAGAGGAGGAAGGCGUGGCGUCCGCUGCUCCUGUGACUUUGACCACAAACCCAGUCAGUCAGCCACCAAACACAGCCCAGUUUCACAUGGACAGUGAUACAGAUGUCGAUGAGGAUGAUGAUACCUUAGACACAGCCCCUGAGCCCCAGAGCCCUAAAACUGUGCCUUCUUCUGAUGACCAUACCAAACCUCCUCAUGUUGAUUCGGUUACUCAGCCUGAGGCAGUCACUGCAGACAGUGACACUGAUGUGGAUGACGAUGCUGCUGUGUCAGACGCUGCCACAAAAGCAAAACCCAUGUCAUGUCAGAGUGCACACACAGCUGACACGGCUCCUUUGAUGCAGCCGAAGGAUUUCCACCUAGACAGUGACACAGAUGUUGAUGAGGAAGAAGAAGGGGAAUGUGGAACAAAUAAACCAAGCUCUAAAAUAGAUGAAACUCCCACUAGAUUAGAUAUAAAGCCAGCUGGGCCUGAAUCUGCCCCUGCUGCUCAUCAUAGCCUACAUCUAGACAGUGACACAGAUGAUGAAGCUGUCCCUGCCCCUGCCCUCAGUGAACCCCUUGUAGUGUCUGCUGCCACAGAAUCAUGCACCACCGCAGAUGGAGGGGCUGACAAACUGUCUGACAGUGACACAGACGUGGAAGAUGAUUCUCCUCUAGUUAUACCUGUUACUGUCACAACCCUGUCAGUUUCUCCUGGUCCCAUGUCACAUUCUGAUGCAGACACAAAUGCGGACGGACCCAGUGUGCCCCCUGCUGGGGACGGGGUCAGUCCAGCUGACCUUAAAGUGGACAGUGAUACAGAUGUGGAGGAUGAGGAGGCAGGUACUGGAGAGGCAGGUGAGGGCCAGAUCCCUAACCUAUGCAGUGAAAAAACAUCUGGGUUGCUGGCUCCUCCUCUGCAGAACUGCUCUACUCCUGUACAGUUGUCAGAAGGAGAAGUGGAAGAUAUGGAAACUCAGGCUUUCCUGAGUCCGUCUUCAGUUCCAUUUAGACGUGCAGGACCUGUAGCACUGUCUUCCUUCUCAGACAGCCAGGAGGAUGAGGACUUUGUUGUGGCUGAAACGCAGUCCUUCGUUCUUCAGUCCCGAGAUUGCCAGAAUAACCCUCCGGAGGACCACACAAUGGACCCCACCCAAGCUUUUGGCCUUGAAACUUCUGGUGAAGAAAGAGAUGAACAAUCGAGCAGAGAAGGGUCUUUUCAGCUGGGAUUGUCUGACAGCAGCCACCUGCAGUGUCAGGCCCAAGCUCUGGCUAUGGAGAGCACGCAGGCGUAUGUCUCUGUGAAAGGGAGAACGAAUCUGGAAGGUACCCAAGCAUUUGCAGCCAUAUCAAGCGCAGACAGAAACUCUGAAGAGAAUGACCCAAAUCUGGAAGCUACACAGGCCUGUGGAGAGGAUGUGGAGCCUGAAGAUGGUCUGGUAGAUUUGGCACUAGAAGCAACGCAGGCAUAUAUUUCAGAGCCAUACAGUGAUUCAGAGAACGAAAGAGGUGAAGACAAGAGAAAAAACGCUACCUCUACUGCUGAGACUCAGCCUUUAAGCUUUCCUACCUCAUGUACUCUUGCCAUGGCUGAAACCCAACCAAUGUCUGCCUUUAGGCAAGAGGAGACUUUGGUAACAGACAAGCCUUUUACCUCUGUACAGCAAGUUAAGCUCGUAACACAGAACGAAACAGAAGAGAGGGAAGACCACGGGGAGACAGCUCAAGCUCGGCAGAGACCCUCUGGUGAAGUUCUGUCUGUUGCUGAUACCCAGCCCAUUCGUACAUGUGAUGAUGAGGAAAGCAAUGAUGAAGAAUCUAUUCUGGGUCCACAAAAAAGAAAAGCAAAGCCACUGCAGCUUGAGGAGGAGCAGACACAGCCCCUCAUUAGUUCAGAGGUAUCAGGUGCUGAAACCCAGCCCAUGCACUUUGGUUGUGCUGAAACCCAGCCCAUAGCUACAAGUGAAAAUGAGGAAAGUGAUGAUGAGGACUCGAUGGCAGGCCCACGAAAAAGAAAAGCAAAGCAACUGCGACUCGACGAAGAGCAGACACAAACACUCACAAACUCUGAGCUCUCUGUUGUUCAAACUCAGCCAGUGGAUACAGGUGAAGAUGGAGAGAGUGAUGAAGAAGACUCAAUUCCCGUUUUUCGAAAAAGAAAAGCAAAGGCACUGCCACUUGAGGAGACACAGCCGCUCACAGAGUCUGAGGUCUCUACUGUUGAAACCCAGCCCGUGGAAACACACAGUGGUGAGCAACCUGAGAGACGAAGGGGGGGACAAUCUGAAUCUGAAACCAGUGGAGUCAGUGGUAGAAAUAAAAGAGGGACAAGGGCAAGAUUAAGAGAGGAGGAAGAGCAGGCAGAGUAUUCUGAACCUCAAAAGAGACAGACAAGAGAGAAGAAGAAAGCUUCCAGAGGAAUCAGAGGGAAAUUCAGGCCUGAUGACAAUGAGAGUGAGGAAGAGGAGGAAGUAAAUCAGGCUAGAAGGGCUAGAGAGAAAAAAUCCCUGAGGCAGCAGAAAGACGAUGAGGAAGAGCACGAAAAGCAUGAACGUGAAGGAAAUGAGGAUGCCGAAAACGGCAGCCUAAAAAUCAAAAAACAAGAAGGGGGAUCGAGAGAGGAGACAGAUGCUGCAGACCUCAGAAAUCAAGAGAGAGAAACAAUGGAGAAGGAAAAGAGGGUGAUUGAUGAAAGGGAACAAAAGGAGAUAGAGAGACAGCAUAGAAGGGAAGAACAAGAAAAAAUAGACAGGGAAAGAAAAGAGAUGGAAGAACAAGAAAGAUUGCAGGCUGAUAGAGCAGAGAUGAUAAGACUUGAACAGCAGAGAGCAGAGAAAGAGAAAAAUGAACAAGAAAAAGUAAGAUAUGAUUUGAUACAGAAAGAAAAGGAAGAACAGUUGGAGAGGGAAAGAAAGGCGAAUGAAGAAAAGGAGAGAUUGGAGCAUGAAAAGGCAGAAAGAGAAGAGAAAGAGAAAUUGGAGAGAGAAGAGACAGAGAGGAUAGAAAAGGAAAGAAAGGAACAGGAAGAAAAAGAAAGAUUGGAAACAGAAAAGAGGGAACUAGAAGAGAGACUUGAGAGGGAGAGGAAGGAACAAGAACACCAAGCAAGACUGCAGAGGGAAGCAAAGGAAAGGGAAGAAAGAGAAAGACUGGAGAAAGAAAAAGAAAUAAAAGAGCAACAAGAAAACAAGGAAGAACUGAACAAGCUCACAAGAGGUAGAAGAGCAACCAGAAGAACAAUGGCUGCCCUGUGUACAACAGAGUCAGAACAAAACUCAACCAUAUCAACCAACAAUGAUGAUGUCCCAGCAAGGAGAACUAGAUCUCGCUCCAAUUCUUCCAACUCGGUCAGCUCCGAGAGAUCAGCUUCAAGUCUCAAUACCCAGGAGAGCAGGGGCAGAGGCCGAGGCAGAGGAGCAAAGAGGACCAGUGAACCACCCCAGGCCAGCAUUGCCAGAAGCAGCAAUAGGAGGACGACUGUGGCCGCAGAGACAACAGAGUGGGACAGUAAUGAUAUUUCUCCUCAGGGAGUCCUUUCAAGGUCAAACUCCUCCAGUUCUCUCCAUUCUGAGAUUUCUAGCUGCAGUGUGAGCUCUCAAAACAGAGGAAGAGGAAGCAGGCAGCGAGGAAGACUGAGGAAAACAGAGCCUGGGCCAAACUCCAUCCCUCCUGUCAGUAGCCAGAGUGACCAGAAUUCAGAUCCCAAACCUGCAGCCAGAGGCAGGAAGAGCAGGAGAACAGAGGGAUCCUCUAAUGUGGUUCUUCAGGAAGAUAAUGAAGAGAAGACAGACCCUAAGCAGGCUAGUACCACAAGGGGGAGGCGGGGAGCCAACACAAAUGACUCCAAACCUACUGCUGCAGAUGAGGAAGGCCAGUCAGUUCAGGAGGAAGGUUGUGCCCGAGAGGAAUCACUUCUGCCUAAAAGGAAUGUCAGGGGCAGAGGCCAAAAAGCAGCAAAGAGUGAAACCAUUGAGGCACCAGUACCUCCUGCAGUUAGUGAUGGACGUGAGGCUAAAGACAAAAGAAAAGGAAGGAAAAGAGAGCUGGAGGCAAAUACAGAGGAGGAUUCCUCUAGUAGCUCCAAAAUUUCAAAAGGGAAAGAGACAGUCCAAACAACAGAGGCAACAGAAGAAGAAGGGAAAGGUGAGGCAAAAGAUGAGAAUCCUGUCCAAGCUAAAAGGAGAAGUAGGGCAUCCACCACUGAUGCCAAGAGGAAUUCAAAAGAAUCUCCUCUUCAAGUGGAGAUAAAAGAAGAGAGUGAGAAAAUGGAGAAGGACAUUGUUGAGAAGAGAGCAAGAGGUCGCUCAUCGGCGGUACAGAAAAAUAUGAAAGUGGCACAGGAAGAAAGUGGAACAUCUGUCACUUCCAUGAAACAGGAUGCAAAAGUGGAGGCAUCAGAGACUCGAACCAGCAGUGUAUCCCGGAAGCGACAGGCUCCUGUGGGCUCCUCUCCUGUGGCAAAGACCCCUCGCUCCUCCCCUGCUUCCCCUGCGGCUAGUGGUCGACUACGAGCUGUGAGCCAGGCCUACAAGGUGCUGUUCACAGGCGUGGUGGAUGAGGCCGGAGAGAGAGUGUUGGCUCGUUUAGGAGGCAGCAUGGCUAAAGGUGUGGCAGACAUGAACUGCCUGGUGACUGAUAAAGUGCGCAGGACUGUCAAGUUCCUGUGUGCGGUGGCCAAAGGAGUCCCCAUUGUCACCACACACUGGCUGGAAAAGAGUGGUAAAGCUGGGAGCUUCCUGUCUCCUAAUGCUUUCAUUGUGAAGGAUCUGGAGCAGGAGAAGAAGUUCAGUUUCAGCCUGCAGGAGUCUCUGAGGAUUGCCAGCAAUCAGCCUCUCUUACAGGGAUAUGAGAUCCACGUCACAAAAUCAGUGAAGCCGGAGCCAGUUCAAAUGAAAGACAUAAUCUCCUGCAGUGGAGCUACCUUUCUACCUAAGAUGCCCUCUUCCCACAAGCCUCAGACUGUAGUGAUUUCCUGUGAGGAGGACCGGUCGCUGUGUGGCCCGGCUGUGUCUGCUUCCCUCCCAGUCGUCACUGCUGAGUUCAUUCUCACAGGAAUCCUUCAGCAGAAAGUUGACUUUCAAACCCACACACUCUCUGCCACUGUAACUAACCAACAACCUGUAGGAGGCAGAGGAAGGGGCAGAAAGAAGUCAUAGCGGUGGAAGGGUGUACUGUAAAUAUACACACAAUGAUGCACCUACAUAUGUGCGGGAAAUCUUUUCUAGCAUGUAUGCAUUUAUCGAUUGUAGAUACCCUUUCAAAUCAGAGACUGACAGAAGCACUAGUGAGUCAGCUGUUUGUAUGACAGACCUGAAGAAUGUAUAAGGCAAAUACAGCAAAACGUGAAUGAGAACUUGAAUGAUCAUGUAAGUGUAAAGACAUUUUGUACGUACAUUGUCAGUCCUGGAAUCAUGCGUGUUAUUUUACUGUUAGCAGGCAAAUGUGGAAAGAAAAUACUUGUUUAAAUAUAAAACUUUCUCUUUUGCAAGAGAACCAAAAUUUAGGAAGCGUUCCAAAGGGGACAGGUGUCUCUCAUUUUUAUGUUUCAAAACUCUACUCUCAGUUUAGGACUUACUGACUUUUCUUAUUUUCUUACCUUUUGCCUGGUACAUGUGGAAAAAUGUUUGACUUUUAAAUUACAAAGUGACGUUGCUGCUACGCAGGGUGUUAAAUAAUUACCCAUUGACUGUCCUUGUCACUCUCCCCUCUCCUCCUCCUGUGUGCUCCACCCCUCCCUUUAUACAACAACAACAAUCAGAGCAGGAAUUAACACGGCUAAAUUGCUGCUUCUCUGCGUUUCCUAAGUGCUUAAAUUCAGUCAGCCUUUUUGGCAGGUAACCAACCAUAAAGAAGGAGUUGUAUAAAUCAUGUUUGGACGGUGGAACCUUGGAACCCAUGGGGUGUGUCUAGAAAUCCAUCAGCUACGGUGGCCAGUAGAUGAAAAAAAGCUUGUUUCCUUUCCUUAUAAGAAGUGCAUAGUGCCUUUCAUACCAAUGGAAUCAUGAACCUGCCAGUGUAUCUGUUGUUCCUGUCUCCAUUAACCACCACCACCACCUACUCCAUUAAGGCACCUUAAUGCUGAUGCGGCUUCUCCAUCAAUAUCUUAUGAUGUUUGUCCUUGCCAUGCAUUUAUCUACUGUCUCCUCACUUUUUAAAAUCCAGCCUUGAGGGUGUGUUGUUAUUGUACAGAAAAAAAGAAAAAAAAAAAACAUAGAGAACAGAACUAACAUUUAAUUUUUUUUUUCAUGCUCUGUCAUUGGUGUUUUAAAGACUCAUUAGCUUGUCAUUUUUAGAACUGUUAACUAGCUAAUAUCUUAACACCAAGUUUGUAUUUUCACAAAAUCAUGGAAUCAGUCCGUUCUGUCAAUGAAAACAUUAAAUAUUUUC
Messenger RNA from Toxotes jaculatrix (banded archerfish), 7537 nucleotides. RefSeq names its product mediator of DNA damage checkpoint 1 (gene mdc1). The transcript has 12 exons. NCBI's taxonomy places the organism in Eukaryota, Metazoa, Chordata, Actinopteri, Toxotidae. The coding region runs from base 52 to 6306 and encodes 2084 amino acids. Gene Ontology annotation, biological process: positive regulation of transcription initiation by RNA polymerase II. Gene Ontology annotation, cellular component: nucleus. The record is from RefSeq and is a predicted model, not a curated record. Gene Ontology annotation, molecular function: protein binding.